Molecule: messenger RNA, 1217 nt
Organism: Pisolithus orientalis
Lineage: Eukaryota; Fungi; Basidiomycota; Agaricomycetes; Boletales; Pisolithaceae
Exons: 9
Coding region: 265-1071 (268 amino acids)
Source: RefSeq, a predicted model, not a curated record
GGUGCAGACGUGAGUUGAACGCAAAGGUGGUAGAAGAAUACCGAAGAAUCAGAGAACAGUUUAGCAUCAUACAAGGCCACCUGCCACGACAUCGGGAGGACCUAAAGGAACCAGCGUUCAAAUUCUUGAAGGAUAUGUUUGGUGUUGAGCAUUUGGAACGUGUCGUGAGUGCUUGUCUUGUCCGGGUAUCUACUAGUACACGGGCCUAGAAACCACCAGGUCGGCGAUAUAACCUUCUUUGAAUGGCUGGCCUCGUCUUUGCGUAUGGGCAAAUCAACAAUCUCAGAAGGGAUCGUGCCUGGUUCACCGAAGCGAUGUGUUAAGCAACUAGUGAUGAUGUUACUUCAAGCAAUGAAAGGGGUCACGCAUGCGUUCCAGAUGCGCCAGUCGUCAAGGGUUGUGGAAAUGAUGUACAUGACAAAUCCGAUCAUGACAACCCUUGGUGCGGAGUUCCUUGCUGAUAUCAGUACUACAUUCCUUGGAGCAAAGGACAUACUUGAUGAUGUUAAGUCUGCAGACAGACGAGAAAGAAAUAACUGUGAAACUAAACAUUGCAGCAUCCAAUCGCUGGUGGACGAGAUUAUGGCUUUGCAAACGCAAUAUCAUAAAUCAAAGGAUGACGUUGAACGACUGGCUCUGGAACAAGAUAUCGUUGGCACGAUCUUACUGGCUUGCUAUUAUGGAAUAUCUUCGGAGAUCCAGCAAACAAUCAGGCAGGUUACAGAUGACGUUCUGAGAUAUGAGACAACAGACACGUCAAUGGCUUUGCCAGAGAGGAAAGAACGUCUCAAUUGUUUACAUUUCGUUGGAGACAUCUUCGAGGAUGCAUUCUCUGGCGCACCACUUGAUAACCACUUUCACUUGCGAUGGUAUGUACACCAUGAACAAUCUAAUUUGAGGUCGUCAUAUGAAGCAUCGAUUCGUGUCCAUUUUCUAAUCAAGCCCAUGGCCAACGCCAAAGCAAGGACAUCAAUGCAUAAGCUCUACCUUGCCACUCGUUCUGGAUGGGAUGUCAGAGGGACUGGCAGUAUCCAACUUGAUUCGCAAGGCUCCUUCCCGGGUGAUACGUGAAUAUUUCAUGUACGAAGGACUUGAUGUCACCGCGGCCAGGAACUGUGCGUGGCAUGCAUCAAAAUAAUACCGCUGCGUAAGUAUAGUAUUUGUCAAUGUUACUGCAAUACUACAACAAACGUUUCACCACACUUACAUACGUAUGC